Messenger RNA from Telopea speciosissima, 675 nucleotides. RefSeq names its product splicing factor 3B subunit 6-like protein. Gene Ontology annotation, molecular function: RNA binding. The transcript has a single exon. The record is from RefSeq and is a predicted model, not a curated record. Gene Ontology annotation, cellular component: precatalytic spliceosome; catalytic step 2 spliceosome; U2 snRNP. Lineage: Eukaryota; Viridiplantae; Streptophyta; Magnoliopsida; Proteales; Proteaceae. Gene Ontology annotation, biological process: mRNA splicing, via spliceosome. Bases 70 to 444 code for a protein of 124 amino acids.
UCGAAAUCCCAGUUAUUGAAUUACUGGUUGUUCCUUUUAAUUCCUCAGAGAGCAGGGGAAGUUGCAGUAAUGGCAACUAUCAGUCUCCGAAAGGGAAACACACGUCUCCCACCUGAAGUGAACAGAGUUCUCUACGUUAGAAACCUCCCCUUUAACAUCUCCAGCGAGGAGAUGUACGAUAUCUUCGGCAAAUAUGGAGCGAUACGGCAGAUUCGUAUUGGUACUAACAAGGAUACCAGGGGCACGGCUUUCGUCGUCUAUGAAGAUAUCUAUGAUGCUAAGACUGCUGUCGAUCAUCUCUCUGGAUUCAACGUUGCGAAUCGGUAUCUGAUCGUGUUGUAUUAUCAGCAGGCCAAGAUGAGUAAGAAGGUUGAUCAGAAGAAGAAGGAAGACGAGAUUGCUAAGAUGCAGGAGAAAUAUGGGGUCUCCACAAAAGAUAAGUAGAGCUGUUCGAUUGAAAUUAGUUGUUUUUUGUUCUUGAAUUGGGGUUUCUUUUAGACGGUGGAGUUCAGAUGUUGCUUGUAUUGAUGUAUAAGUAGACCUUUAUUUUGUGCACAAAAUCAUAGAUUCGGCUAAUUUCUGGCAACUCGUCAAAUAUUAAUUUCAAGUUCGUUUCUAUAAUCCUGUGUGUGUGGAUAAUCGUUUUGGUUAGUGAUUAUUGUGGUUUUAAAGCUU